UCAAACGACUAGGGACACACUAGGGAAACGAACGAUCGGCAGCAUAGAGUUGGACUUAAGUUUCAGUGUAGCUGUGUGACAACGAUCACAGCGAAUACUCGAGAGAUAGUUAUACUCGUUAGUUAAUAAUAACCGAUCGAUCGUUACUUGGUAGUUGAGCAGCAACCAAUUGGUUGCGGUGGUGGUGCUACGGCUUGCCACAACGGUGGGGAAGCAAGUAUUUAUUAUUUAGUUUUGGAAUUUUUGAGAACACAAACGUAAAUCAAAGCGCUAAUCAACUCGAGAGACACACGCCCAACUACAAACUAUCAAAGCAACGGUCCGGCUUUUGAAGCCCCCGUCAAAGGAGCGCAGUUUUUGCUGUCGCAGCAGUUUUCUUAUUUAUCAAACUGGAGAAUACGCGAUAUACGCCUGUCUAUACAACAGAACGUAUCAAAAUGACGCAACAACCGGAGUGGGGAAUACGAUUUUCGAGGUUUUUCCUCGUACCUCAGCGCGUGAUCCUUUCGAUCAUGGGCUUUUUUGCCAUACUCAAUGCAUAUACGAUGCGUAUAUGCCUCUCGGUGGCCAUUACCGAAUUGGUGGUUAAGAAAAAUCGCACCGAAAGCGAUGGUGGUGCGGAGGCAGUAUGCAUAGCCGACGGUUUGGACUCAGAAACAAGUGGUGGUGGUAUAUAUGAAUGGUCAGAAGAGUUGCAGGGCUAUAUACUUUCGUCCUUCUAUAUUGGUUACAUUUUGACGCACAUUCCCGGCGGUCUUUUGGCUGAGAAGUUCGGUGGUAAAUGGACGCUCAGUUUGGGUAUAUUGUCCACUGCUUUCUUCACUGUUAUUACACCACUUGCCAUCAUCCAUGGUGGUGCGACUUGGCUGAUUGUUGUACGCAUUCUGAUGGGUAUCGGUGAGGGUACGACCUUCCCGGCUUUGAGCGUAUUGCUGGCACAGUGGGUGCCAAUUAAGGAGCGCGGCAAAUUGGGUGCGCUAGUAUUGGGUGGCGGACAAGUCGGUACAAUUUUGGGUAAUCUGCUGUCUGGUAUAUUGUUGGACGCUUACGACUGGCCUGUGGUAUUCUACUUCUUCGGUGGCAUUGGAAUUGUAUGGUUCUUUAUUUUCACUUUCCUCUGCUACAGCGACCCAACCACACAUCCAUUCAUCAAACCAAGCGAAAAGGAAUAUCUAACCAAACACAUGGGUACCAUUGGACGCAACAAGAAUUUGCCACCCACACCAUGGCGCGCCAUCUUAACCAGUUUGCCAAUGUGGGCUUUGAUUUCAGCACAAAUCGGUCACGAUUGGGGUUUCUAUAUUAUGGUUACCGAUUUGCCCAAAUACAUGGCGGAUGUUAUGCAAUUCUCCAUUAAGGCUAACGGUCUGUACUCAUCACUACCAUACGCCAUGAUGUGGAUCUUCUCGUUGGGUUCAGGUUUCGUCGGCGAUUGGUUGAUUACACGUAAAAUCAUGAAUAUCACAAAUGUGCGCAAGAUGAUGACUGGUUUAGCUGCCUUUGGCCCAGCGAUCUUCAUGGUUGCCGCUUCAUAUGCUGGUUGCGAUCGUAUUGCUGUCGUCGCACUCUUCACCAUUUGCAUGGGUCUUAUGGGUGCUUUCUAUGCGGGCAUGAAGCUAACACCGCUCGAUAUGAGUCCCAACUAUGCGGGUACAUUGAUGGCGAUCACCAACGGUAUUGGUGCGAUUACCGGCGUUGUGUCACCAUCACUUGUGGGCUUAAUGACGCCAAAUGCUUCGCUACUCGAAUGGCGUCUCGUUUUCUGGGUCGCUUUCGGUGUGCUCGUCGUCACCGCUAUUGUCUAUGUGAUCUGGGCGUCGGGUGAGGUGCAAGAUUUCAACGAUCCACCACGAAGAAUCGAUUUUGAAGCCGAUGAGAAGGAGAAAGCAGCGGUUGGAACACAGCUUAAAAACAAUGAAACUUCGGCGCAAGUUGACACAACACACACUUAGAUUAUGUACGUAACUAUGUAAGUACAAGUAGCAUAAUCUAAAACGAGUAGAUACGAGGUGCACGAAAACUGCCGACCGAUCUGUGGACGAAAUAAAAGAAUUUACAAAUCAAAUUCUAAUUAUAAAAGUAUUUAUUGUAAUUAUAGUUUAAGCAAAAAAAAAACAAAAGAAAUGCAAAAAGUAGCAAACAACAACAACCAGACAACGAAAGUAACAAUCAUACAAAGAGUAUUGGAAAACAAAACAAGAGGAAAAAGACAAUCAAAAUAUUUUAUAAAUAAAAUAUAAAAUUACUAAAAAAUUUUGAAAACAAAAUGUAUUAAAUUGAGAAAAAAAUUAUAAUAAAAAAAUUAAAAAAUAUACAUAAAUUAAAAAAAUUAUUUAAAAAAAAAAUUAAUUCAAUAAAAAUUAUAAAAACAUAAAAUCAAUUUUUUUUUCGUAAAUUAUACCAUUUUUCACAGUUGUUGUUUGUUAUAUCCAAAGAUUCCGUAAACUAUUUGUGUAUAAAUAUAUAUGUAACUAAUUAAAUAAUUUUUAAUAAUACUUAGUAAUAUAUGUAUGUACAUACGAAAUUUGUAUUAGUUCUAUUAUUUAAUAAAGUGUGCUAUUGAACUUAGGCGCGCGUGUAAAACGAAAAAACAAACACAAACAAAUUGUAAUAAUUAGUUUUGCCUUGUAAUUGCUCACUUGUUGCGCACUGCAAUUAAAUUCAUUAUUCUUUCAAUAUUUACUUUAAUUAAAUUUAUUGUACAAUAAAACAAAAAAUAAGACAACCACACAAAAAAAA
Molecule: messenger RNA, 2739 nt
Organism: Zeugodacus cucurbitae (melon fly)
Lineage: Eukaryota; Metazoa; Arthropoda; Insecta; Diptera; Tephritidae
Gene: dmGlut
Product: putative inorganic phosphate cotransporter
Exons: 7
Coding region: 438-1952 (504 amino acids)
Biological process (GO): monoatomic anion transport; transmembrane transport
Cellular component (GO): membrane
Molecular function (GO): transmembrane transporter activity
Source: RefSeq, a predicted model, not a curated record